Xenopus laevis (African clawed frog) is the source of this 2238-nucleotide messenger RNA. It is a transcript of the gene hpca.S, whose product is annotated as hippocalcin S homeolog. The record is from RefSeq and is marked provisional. Gene Ontology annotation, cellular component: cytosol; membrane. NCBI's taxonomy places the organism in Eukaryota, Metazoa, Chordata, Amphibia, Anura, Pipidae. Gene Ontology annotation, molecular function: calcium ion binding.
CUGUGCCUUCUGGCGCUGAAACAUUGCAGCCUCAUCCGUGAACAGGGCUCUGAGAUACGAAGAUGGGGAAGCAGAACAGCAAGCUGCGCCCUGAGAUGCUGCAGGAUCUGCGAGAGAACACAGAAUUUUCCGAUCAUGAGUUGCAAGAGUGGUAUAAAGGCUUCUUGAAGGACUGUCCAUCCGGCAUUCUAAAUGUGGAGGAGUUUAAAAAGAUCUAUGCCAACUUCUUCCCAUAUGGAGAUGCUUCCAAGUUUGCAGAGCACGUCUUCCGCACCUUCGACAGCAAUGGGGAUGGAACCAUCGAUUUCCGGGAGUUUAUUAUCGCCUUAAGUGUUACAUCUCGGGGAAAGCUGGAGCAGAAACUGAAGUGGGCGUUCAGUAUGUAUGACCUGGAUGGCAAUGGCUAUAUCAGUCGAGAGGAAAUGCUGGAGAUUGUGCAGGCAAUAUAUAAGAUGGUUUCCUCAGUAAUGAAGAUGCCAGAAGAUGAGUCUACUCCAGAGAAACGCACAGAGAAAAUCUUCCGACAGAUGGACACAAAUAACGAUGGCAAGCUCUCUCUAGAGGAAUUUAUUAAAGGUGCCAAGAGUGAUCCAUCCAUUGUGCGUUUAUUGCAGUGUGACCCUAGUACAGCUUCUCAAUUUUAACACAUCAUCAUGAGAAAAAUGUAACUGCUUCCUGCAAAUGCGCCAAGGAGUGACCCCCCUCUCUCUGCACAGCUGAUUGUCCCAGAGUUCUCCUGGGCAAUAGAUGGACAUGAAUGCACUGCCAACCUGUGAAUCCUUUUCCCUUUAUUUAUUUCUUUAAAUCUAAUUUUAUAUAUGCUGUUAAGUAACAAAGGGUGCAUGGGGCAAAUGAGCACUCAGGAAUUGGGAAAUCUCAAAGCUAAUGAACCGGAACACUCAGUAACUGUAGUUAAAAGAAAAAAUAAAUAAACUAUAUAUAUAUAUAUAUAUAUAUAUAUAUACGCUGCCAUUCAGAAGGAGGUGAAAGGCAGCAUCCUUUUUGGCCCCAGCUCAGUGGAGCAGGUGGCAGUUUAACUGAGACCUAGUUUGGUAGCACUAAUGCAGGGAACAACUAUGCACAUUCCAUUUAGCAUAUCCAUUAGGGACAUCAUUAAAAGGUUUUCUUAGCAUAAAAUAUCUAGUUUUGCACUGUUUUCAAUCAAUUCAGCCUUUCCCAUUCCAAAGAGAGAAGUGUUUUGAAUGGAGGCUAUAUGAGAAAUAUUCUGAUCUUCCCUCAUCCCACUAAUUACAGCACAAGCUGUUAAUGCUCAAUUAGAAGAAGAUAAAGCUGCCUGGGAAUUUAGUGUGCAGUUAACCCUCCACUUCCAGGAGCCUGAGCAAUGAUUUGCAUGUUAUUUUAUAUAUAUAUAUAUAUAUAUAUAUAUAUAUAUAUAUAUAUAUAUAAUUUAGUUGUAUUGUGCUAACAGGGACUUGUAUUCUGUACAAUAAAUUAAUAACUUUAGCCCCCUACUCCCAACAAUACAGGCUUUAGAAUAUGAAAUCUCAGGAAGUGAUAUGGUCAAUUUUGCCAGAUUAGACUAAUCUUUUUCUGAAGAAUAUCUCUUUGGUAUAGACUGUUCUAUUUCCAUAUACAAUUAGGCACAUGGGCAAAUACAUAGUACACGUUUAUAAAGACCAUAUAUACAGGUAUACAAUUUAUCAGGAUGGACAAAUGCCAUUGCUCUGAGUACACAAAGUUGCAUUCUGUGUACUCCCCCUUCUGUAAUUUUUGGGACAUCAUGAGAGACACAGCACAAACAAAUACAUGUACAUUACGUUUUGUGUUUAUAAGUUAUUCAUCACUGUAAAUUUUCAUUUGGCAUGUACAUCUGCCUGAAUGAAAUUCUGUAUUUGGCAAAUACAGUGAUGCAGUUCUAAUUUCAAGGUCUGUGUAGUAAUUGGUAGCAUGGUUUAAUUUGUCUGCAUGGGUGUCAGAUUGGCCUCUAGCACUGCCAAUACUUUUUAGGGGACUAAUAUGCUGUACAAUGUCUGUGCAAACUACUAUACUGGACAUAGCCUAUAUGAGUGGAAGAGUUGUGGUACAGAUCAGACACACCAGUAGGGUUUGGAGGUGUUAUCAUCAAAUACUCUGUAUGUAUUGACAGCCUGUACUGAAUGUUCUUCUGUAUUAUGCUACUCUGUAAUAUAUAUUGCAGUAUAACCCCUUGAAACAAUCAGAGCACAGUGAAUUUAGCACUACGCUAUAUGAUUUUCUAACAGAAAUAAAGUCUUAUAA